AUGGCUUACCACACUCGCUCUAACAGCUUCCCCUCCCGGCUGCACCCUCUCAUUCAAGAAGUUGAUGAGCAUUUGUGCCGAUUGAGGUCUUCUGAAGCCACAUCCACAUCUUCAUCAUCAAUAAGCCACAAACUAAGCGUCCUGCAAGACUUGCUUGAUUGUGUCAAUAGGUUUCUUCAGUUGCAAGGCACCCAACAAGCAUUAGCACAAGAGCAACAACAGAAAUGGGAUAAUGAGCUAUUGGAUGGCUCUCUCCGGCUCUUGGAUAUUUGCAGCACCACAAAGGAUUCCCUUUCAGAAUCCAAGGAGUGCAUACAAGACCUUCAAUCAAUCAUUAGAAGAAAGCGGGGAGGUGAAAAUGGACUCACAAGUGAGGUCAGGAAAUACUUGAGCUCUCGGAAGAUGGUGAAGAAGUCAAUCGUCAAGGCUUUGGGAAAUCUGAAGGCAAUGGAAAACAGAUCCCCUUUCUCUUCCGCCAACAAAGACCAAGAGACGAUUGCCAUCGUUAGCAAGCUAAGGGAUGUUGAAGGAGUCACUCUUAAAGUCUUUGAAUCCAUGCUGUCCUUUAUCGCUGGGACAAAGUUGAAGCCUAGCAGCUGGUCUUUGGUUUCCAAGAUUGUGCAGUCUAAAAGAAUAGCUUGUGAUGAAGAACCAAAACUAAAUGAAUUUGCAGAGGUAGAUGUGUCAUUGAAGUCACUCAAGAUUUCAGACAAUGCACAAAACCAGCUUACCAAUCUGGAGUCAUGCAUUCAAGAUCUAGAAGAAGGACUAGAGAGCUUAUUUAGGCAGUUGAUCAAAAAUAGAGCCUCCCUUCUCAACAUCCUGAGCCACUAG
This is a messenger RNA of Fragaria vesca subsp. vesca, 834 nucleotides long. RefSeq lists its product as uncharacterized. Gene Ontology annotation, biological process: shoot system development; root development. Bases 1 to 834 code for a protein of 277 amino acids. The record is from RefSeq and is a predicted model, not a curated record. The transcript has a single exon. NCBI's taxonomy places the organism in Eukaryota, Viridiplantae, Streptophyta, Magnoliopsida, Rosales, Rosaceae.